ACUGGAGGACAGAAACUCUUCUGGUUCGGGGCAGCAGCCGCCUCUCUUCCUACAGCCGUCAUGGCCACCUACAAAAUCCGCGUGGCCACGGGCGACUACCUGUGUGGGGGGACCAUGGACUCCGUUGCCAUCACUUUGGUGGGAAUUCGGGGGGAAAGUCCCAAGUUCCGGUUGGAUAGACCCGGCAAGGAUUUUUCGCCUGGGGAGGUAGAUGAAUAUGUGGUUCAAACUGAGCACCACCUGGGAUCCAUCCUGCUCAUCCGGCUGCACAAGGAACGCUACAGCAUCUUCCCACACACCAACUGGAACUGCAGCUUCGUAGAAGUGCUAGGACCCAGGGAAGAAGUUUACCGUUUCCCCUGCUACCAAUGGAUUGUGGGAUACACAACCCUGGAGCUCAGAGAAGGAACAGCCAAAACCAUCCGCGAGGAUGCCAACAACCAGCUGCUUCUACGGCACCGGAAAGAGGAGCUCAGGGCCAAGCGGCAGGCCUACAGAUAUAAAGAAUUCCAGCCAGGCUGGCCGAAGUGUUUGGACGUGGACACUGUCGAUCAACUAAACCUCAAUGACCAAUAUUCCAGCACAAAGACCAGCACCUUAGAGGUGAAUUUGGCAGCCGGACAAGUUGAGCUGAAACUGAAAGGGCUGCUGGACUGCAAGAAGUCUUGGAACAAACUCGAUGACGUCCGAAGAGCCUUUUGGUUCUACCGAUCGCCUGCAUCAGAAUAUGUCAGCAGGCACUGGGAUGAAGAUGCUUUCUUUGGCUACCAGUACCUCAAUGGAGUCAACCCAGUAUUCAUCCGGAAGUGCACGGAGAUUCCAGCCAAGUUCCCCGUCACUCAGGAGAUGGUAGCAAAGUCCUUAGAGAAGCACACAACCCUCGACAAAGAACUGGAGAAAGGCAACCUGUUCCUUAUCGACUGCCAGAUUCUGGAAGGCACCCCAGCCACGAAACUGAACGGACGCCGUCAGCACAUUGCCGCCCCCAUCUGCCUCUUGCGUCUCAAUCCUUGGGGGGAACUUGUCCCUAUCGCCAUCCAGCUGACUCAGCAACCCGGACCGGAGAGCCCCAUCUUCUUACCCAGCGACUCCGAGUGGGACUGGGGCCUGGCGAAGUUUUGGGUGCGGAACGCCACCUUCCACAUCCAUGAGGUCCUCACCCACUUGCUUUACACGCACCUGAUGGCCGAAGUCUUCACGUUGGCCACCAUCCGACACCUGCCCAUGUGCCAUCCCCUGUACAAGCUGUUGAUCCCGCAUACCCGAUACACGCUCCACAUCAACGUUCUUGGCAGAGUUCGUCUCUUCGGCCCCGGGGGGCUGAUUGAUGAGGCCACUGCCACGGGCUUCCACGGCCUGUCCUAUCUGCUGGCCAAGGGCCUUUCCACCUUAACCUAUUCCACCCUUUGCCUCCCUGAUGACCUCAGGGACAGGGGGGUCGAAUCCCUGCCCAACUACUACUACAAGGAGGACGGCAUGAAGCUCUGGGAAGCGAUCCACAGCUUCGUGUCUGGAAUCGUCUGUCUUUAUUACCCGGAUGAUAUUUCUGUGAGGGAAGAUCCAGAGCUUCAGGCCUGGGUGGCGGAGAUUUUUGACAAAGGCCCUCUUGGGAGAGAGUCCUCUGGCUUCCCUUCACGUCUGGAGACUAUCGGUGAGUUAACCAAGUUUCUCACCAUGGUGAUUUUCACGGGCUCUAUCCGCCACGCCAGCGUCAACAAUGGCCAGUUUGACUUUGGAGCCUGGAUGCCCAACUACCCGUCGUCCAUGAGAAAGCCACCACCUAAAACCAAGGGUAGCGCAUCUUUUGGGAGCAUCCUAGAGACCUUGCCAGAUGUUAGCACAACCUGUCGAUCGUUGCUAAUCCUUUGGCUACUCAGCAAAGAACCCGGAGACAGGAAUCCCCUGGGUUGCUAUCCUGCUGAACAUUUCACAGAAGAAAAACCAAAGCGGGUCAUUGCAGCUUUUCAGAAACGCCUGGCCCAGAUCUCCAAAGAAAUUGACGAGAGGAACCGGCAAUUGCCCCUCCCAUAUAACUACCUCAACCCACCAGAAAUUGAGAACAGCACAUCCAUAUAAUUAUGUAGACUUCGAGCCUGCUCCAUAAAGAGGCUCCU
This is a messenger RNA of Heteronotia binoei (common prickly gecko), 2114 nucleotides long. RefSeq names its product hydroperoxide isomerase ALOXE3-like. Lineage: Eukaryota; Metazoa; Chordata; Lepidosauria; Squamata; Gekkonidae. Bases 61 to 2076 code for a protein of 671 amino acids. Gene Ontology annotation, molecular function: oxidoreductase activity, acting on single donors with incorporation of molecular oxygen, incorporation of two atoms of oxygen; iron ion binding; protein binding. The transcript is spliced from 14 exons. The record is from RefSeq and is a predicted model, not a curated record. Gene Ontology annotation, biological process: linoleic acid metabolic process; lipid oxidation.